This is a messenger RNA of Syngnathoides biaculeatus (alligator pipefish), 1888 nucleotides long. Its product is annotated as gastrula zinc finger protein XlCGF8.2DB-like. The record is from RefSeq and is a predicted model, not a curated record. Gene Ontology annotation, molecular function: DNA-binding transcription factor activity; RNA polymerase II cis-regulatory region sequence-specific DNA binding. Bases 336 to 1493 code for a protein of 385 amino acids. NCBI's taxonomy places the organism in Eukaryota, Metazoa, Chordata, Actinopteri, Syngnathiformes, Syngnathidae. The transcript has 2 exons. Gene Ontology annotation, biological process: regulation of transcription by RNA polymerase II.
UUGUUCAAGUGGAGUUGCCGUACAUUUCGCCCAAGCCAGACGAAGUUUGUUCAAGUGGAGUUGCCGUACAUUUCGCCCAAGCCCUUUUUAUGCUUUGCAUUCCUCUUAAAUACUCACCGAACACACUGAAGCCUCGACGCACACGACGUCUGUCCACACUCUACUGGAUUAAAACCUCCUUCGUCAAAAUCUUCCUGUCCGGCUAAAGUCGUCUCGUGCGCGUUGAAGCCUUUUGGCCUAGUUUAGCUUAGCGUGCUAGCUGCUAACAAAGAGACGUCUUUGCGAUAAAAACGUCGCCGAGCAGCGAAUCAAGUGUGAGCGCAAAGCGUGUCGAAAUGUGCGCAAGAAGGACAGCGAACUACGAGGAAGAACUUUUGGAACCAAAAGAGGAGGACGAGCCGACACAGCAACUACUGUAUUCUGUUUUUGAUCACAACCGAUUUGGGUUACCCACAGCAGAUCUCAAUGAAGAUCCUUGUCCAGAAUCCCAUCUCAUUAAAAAGGAAGUGGCGAACGAGGAGGUCCCCCAAAUCAAAGAAGAGGAAGAGGAAGAAGAUAUCACCAAGUUGUCAUUCAUUGAAGUCCCUUUAAAGUGUGAAGAUGAAGGUCAGAGUGAGGAGGACAGAGUGGCGGAGUUUCCAAGCAGCAGCUUAAGUCAACACAUGACAACAGAGCAUGAUGGGGAUCACUGUGGAGGACCAAAAACAGAGAGCCUCUUAGCUCCACUAUCAGAUGACGACGUAACGUCACAUUCUCCGGACACUGAUGAUGAACACUUUCAAGGCGAUAUGACAUGUCAUGCUGACGACAAACCCUGGGGAUGUUCUCAAUGUGGGAAAAGUUUUACUUAUAAGAGGGGUUUGAGACAACACAUGAGGAUACACACUGGAGAAAAACCUUUUGCGUGUUCAGUUUGUGGUCAAAGGUUCUAUAAUAAAACAAAUCUCGGAAAUCACACAAGAACGCACACUAGGGAGAAACCCUUUCCCUGCUCCGUUUGUGAUCAAAGAUUUUCUCUGAAGACCAACUUGGAAAAUCACACAAGAACACACACUGGUGAGAAACCUUUUUCCUGCACAGUUUGUGGUCAAAGAUUCUCUCAGCAGGGAGCCUUGCUAUAUCAUUCAAGAACACACACGGGCGUGAAACCCUUUUCCUGCGUAGUUUGUGGUCACAGAUUCUAUAGAAUGGGAGACUUAAAAAUACACACAAGAAUACACACUGGGGAGAAACCUUUUCCGUGUUCAGUUUGUGACAAAAGAUUCUCUCGGAAGGGACAUUUACAAACACACAUACGAACCCACACUGGUGAAAAACCAUUUGCUUGCUCAGUUUGUGGGUAUAGGUCAUCUGAAAAGGGGAAAUUAAGAAGACACACAAAAACCCACACCAGAGAAAAAAAAUUUUCCUGCUCAGUUUGUGGUCAAAAAAUCUCUAAAAAGGCUCAUCUAAAGAGACACAAAUGUGUAGGUGAAAAUCGUGUUGAUCAAUGAAGGUUUCACCUCUCAAUUUGGAGGUUUAAAUCAAUUCAUGCACCAAGGAGGAUCGUAAACUUUGGACAUUCCGAAAGGUCUUCUGUAUAGACUCUUGAUCAAACACUUGUAGCAAUACAUCUGAUAUACGUCAUACAUACAUCUUUAACCAGUUUUGGUAAUGUGCAUAUCAAAUUAACUCUUGGUUAAUUACUGUAAACAAAAACUUGUCUCUUAGUGAUAAAUUCUACAGUAUAUGUGAAACUAAAUAAGAUAGACAUCUUGUCAUGUAUUAUUUAACUAUAUUUCUAUGUCGUGUAUUUGCUUUUAUUUUGCUUUGAUAUUAGCUGCCAGGUCAGCAUGAGAAAUAAGAAUAUGUUCUCAGUUGCCUUACCUGAAUAAAAGCUAACAUUUUG